GUUGCAGGCGGAGGCUGGAGCGGUGCUGCCGGGUGCCCGGUGUCUGCAGGGACACGGGUAAGUCGGGUGCGCAGAGCCCAGAGGGAGGACAUGGAGCCACUGCACUCACCCAUCACAGGCACCUGGAGAUUUAGUUUCGCCUCCAUUUUAAAGACAUACAGAAUUGAAGCACAAUCCCGGGUCAAUUCCGCGGCUGAGCAUUCAUCUCCUAGGUGAAAUCACUGUCCAUGGGCGGGAGUAGUUCAUGCGGGUUCUUACAAUUUUGAAGUCCUGUCUUGUUUCUGAUCCCAAGUCACAGACGCCAGCUGAAGAGCGACAGGGUAACCGGUCGGAGGGAGGAUUUUGCUCUGUGAUCUCUCACCGAGGAGUGAGCAGGUAAGGAUCGGGUCCAUAGGCAAAGCUGCCAGAGGCAGAGCUGGGGGGGAGCGAGGAUCUUUUCUGAUUUCAGGCUUGUGGGCUGUAUUUGGAAAAAAGUGAAGAAUGAAGGCAGAGCCAACAGAACCCUUGCUUUGGAGAGAGGGGCUGGCAAACGUCCCCUGCCAGCUGUGUGUGAGGGAGCAGGAGCUGGGCAUGCUCUGGAGGCCCCCGCUGCCCAGGCAGCGAUAUGAAAUGUUUGCGCUCUAACUUGUAUGUGUUUUAUCUUCGAUUCAGCCGGCCUUUUCCAGCUCAGGUGUUGCACAGCUUUGAAACGCGUCCUGGCCAGGGGUCACUUACCGUGCCAGGAUGGCUGAAGUGUGGUGCACAGCCAGUGCGGACUAAAACACUGGGCACAAUCCAAUUAGAGCCACCUUCAUUGACAGUGAAGAGCAGGGGACUUGGUCUCCCCUGGGUAAUAGCAGUCAUGAAGACGAGCUCGAGGGAGAAGCCAAAAACAGUUGUGAGGUGCAAGAAGCGGAGUGAGGAGGGUGUCAGGAGUUUCUCUUGCACGUCAGGAAAGGGCCCACAAGGGAAGGUCCGGGAGGAAGAGGACUGCUGGCAGGGGCAAGCAGAGAGGGAAAGGGGCAGGAGGGAGGAGAGGUGCAGUUUUGUUCCAGGGAAAGGGUCUGUGCAAGUGAAUGGCUUCCAACACGGUGGCAUAGUCCUUUUCAGGGGUAGGCGUCAGCCCCAUCUGACGGCAGCGACUGCGAGUCCAGGCGCCGUGGUGUGACAUUCAUUGGAGGCGAGGAGGGAGGCCUCAUUUCGGGAGCCAAAGGGAGGAGUGCAAGGCGUCCAGAGGGCCAGAGAACAUCCGCUCAGCAGCACUCCAUCCCCCAGGGCAGGAUGGACAGGCUGCGGCGGAUGCUAAGGCGGAGAUCGGCCAAGGUGGUCAGCGUGGGAGCAGAGAGCAGCAGGGGACCUGGGCAGGAGGAUUUGGGCCCCGCCUGCCAUGACAAGGAGGGGCCCAUCAAGGCAAGGAGGUGGCUGUGCCCCAUCUGCUGCCAAAGAAAACUGACAGCUCCUGACAGCAGGAGAAAGGAGGAAAGGACACCCACCACUUCCCGGACCAGAUGGAGGUGGCCCUGGGUACGCCUGAGCAAGCAGGAGCCGGCACCAGAACAGCGCCAGGCAGAAGAGCUGCGCAGCUCCCCUCCCGUGGCAUCGAGGGGCCUGGAGCCCGACCCUGCAGCCCCACAGCAGGAGGCAGCCCCCUGCACAGCCUGGGACAAGGACCCGUCCUCCCUGGGGCAGGAGCUGAGAGAGUCGAGCACCAGCCCCAGCCUGAGCUGCGGCUCCUCCUGGGACGACUCGCACAGCAACCUGGAGUCCGGGACCACCAGCCCCAGCCACGGCUCCUCCUCGGGGGCUCCAACAGCUCCCCGGAGUCCCAAAACACCAGCCCGAGCCCCAGCUCCUCCUCAGGGGAUGCCGAUAGCUCCCUGGAGUCCCAAAACACCUGCCUGAGCCCCAGCUCCUCCUCGGGGGACGCUGAUAGCUCCCUGGAGUCCCAAAACACCAGCUCCAGCAACAGCUCCUCCUUGGAGGACACUCACAGCUCCCUGGACUCCGGGACCACCCCGGCCCCUGGCGCCAGCCACACAGUGAUUCCCAGACCAGCCACUGAGGAGGACGAAGACGAGGACGAGGAGGAGGAAGAUGAAGAUGGGAGGCCACCGGAGGCAGCUGCCCUCCUCUUCGUGACAAAACACCUCAAGGAACCAGGGAAGGUAUGA
Molecule: messenger RNA, 2150 nt
Organism: Alligator mississippiensis (American alligator)
Lineage: Eukaryota; Metazoa; Chordata; Crocodylia; Alligatoridae
Product: synapsin-1-like
Exons: 3
Coding region: 1488-2150 (220 amino acids)
Source: RefSeq, a predicted model, not a curated record